Molecule: messenger RNA, 4559 nt
Organism: Exserohilum turcica Et28A
Lineage: Eukaryota; Fungi; Ascomycota; Dothideomycetes; Pleosporales; Pleosporaceae
Exons: 2
Coding region: 1-4419 (1472 amino acids)
Biological process (GO): mitotic chromosome condensation
Cellular component (GO): chromosome
Molecular function (GO): protein binding; ATP binding; ATP hydrolysis activity
Source: RefSeq, a predicted model, not a curated record
AUGGCAUCGGUAUCGCCCAGAAAGUCGACUCGCGCCGCCGCAACUCGCCGGAAGGCGCCCGUCAUUGACGAUUCCGACGGUGAGGAGAACAGGACACCGACCCCCGAGGUGAAGCAAGAGGAAGAGGAGGACUUCACACCAGCACCUGCAGCAGCGCCACUCAAGACUGGGCGAGGACGGGGAAGGCCGCGCAAGGCCCCAGCCCAGGAUGCAGAUGCGACACCCAAGCCGACUACGAGGCGGCGAACUCGUGUUACCGAGUCGGCGGAGGCUACACAGAUGCCCGCGCCUGCGGUGGAGAGCUCCAGGGCUGCGUCGCCCUCCAAAGCAAUGCCCAAGAAGCGUGGGCGGAAGCCCCGCUCAUCGGUCGCUCCCGUCCCAGAACCGGUCGAGGAAACAUCUCAGUUGCUCACACCUGAGCCCUCAGUAUCACCUGAACCCGAGCAGGCCUCGGAAGCUACAGUCGUAGCUAGUUCGCCACAAGCCGAUGCCGACGGGGAUACGGUGAUGGAGGAUCGAACACCUACGCCUGAGCCACAACCUGAGCCUGAGCUGGAAGCAAAGCCUGAACCGGCUGCUGAGACUACACAGAUAGAGCCCAAGGAGGAGACCCCCAUACCAGAACCAGACGUAGAGGCUCGGCCACUGGAGCAACCGCAGCCGCCGGCUAAGGUGUCAGAGGAGGCCAACAUACAGCAAACCAUGCUCGAGCCCAUUGACAUUGUGGUGAAAAGGCGAGCGGCCGCCAUACCGUCGCUGCACGAGCCUGCGCCACCAAAGCAGCGGACAGUCAUUACCUGGCUUAUCCUGAACAACUUUAAGAGUUAUGCUGGCCGGCAAGCAGUGGGGCCGUUCCAUGCCUCGUUCUCCUCUGUGGUUGGACCUAAUGGUUCCGGCAAGUCCAAUGUCAUCGACUCGCUACUUUUCGUCUUCGGUUUUCGCGCAAAUAAGAUGAGGCAGAGCAAACUCUCGGCCUUAAUUCACAACUCGGCUGCAUUUCCAGAUCUGGACUUCUGCGAAGUUGAGGUUCAUUUCCAGGAAGUUAAGGACCUUCCAGAUGGUGGGCAUGAGGUUAUCCCAGACUCCCAACUUGUAAUUUCACGAAGGGCUUUCAAAAACAACUCGAGCAAAUACUACAUCAACAAGAAAGAGUCGACGUUCACCAUUGUCACGAAUCUGCUCAAGGACCGAGGAGUUGACCUGGACCACAAGCGAUUCCUGAUCCUGCAGGGUGAGGUUGAAUCCAUUGCGCAGAUGAAGCCAAAAGCCCAGGGCGAGCAUGAUGAUGGUCUUCUUGAGUAUUUGGAGGACAUUAUCGGCACAUCAAAGUACAAGACGCCGAUUGCAGAAGCUGAAGUGGAAGUCGAAACCCUUAACGAAGUCUGCCGAGAGAAGAGCAAUCGUGUGCAGCAUGUGGAAAAGGAGAAGAGUGGUUUGGAAGAGAAAAAGGAUAAAGCUCUUGGGUACCUUCGCGACGAGAACGAGCUCGCUUCGAAGCAGUCAACCCUCUACCAAAUCUACGUCUCUGAGUUUGAUGAUCACAUCCAGGUCACUCAGGAAUCUGUGACUCAGUUGCAGACUCAGUUAGACGAAGAACUGCAAAGGCAUCAGGGCAGCGAAGAGGAGAUUAAAGAGCUCGAGCGCCAGUACAAGAAGGGCGUGAAGGAGUGUGAGCAGCUCGAAAAGAAGAACCAAGAGCUUCAGAAGGAGGUAGCUCGCAUCGACAAGGAGGCCGUCAAGUUUGAAGAAAAGAAAAAGUUCCUUGCAGGCAAGCAAAAGAAGCUUGAGAAGACCAAGGAGGCGAGUUACUAUGGCCGGUCGGAAGCAGAAAGUCUCUCGAAGCAGUAUGCCUCAGAUCUCGAGCGCUACGCUGAAGAGGUGGCUGAGCUCGAGGAAAGCAUGAAGGCUGAAGAAAAGGAGCUUGAAGCUGUUCGAAAGAGCUUGGCAGGCAAGACACAAGGUCUCUCAGACGAGAUUGCGGCAAAGCAAAAGUCGUUGGAGCCUUGGAGUGCCAAGAUCAACGAGAAGCAGUCAGCCAUCGCGGUCGCACAAAGCGAGCUCGAUAUCAUGCUUGAGCGCGAGAAUGCGGGUGCCAAGGGUAUUGCCGACGUUGAAGCUAGGAUCGAAGGCUUGGAGGAGGCAAAACAGGCCAAGGCCGCAGAGCUUGACGAAUGCAAAGCUGAAAGGAAGCGGGUGGAGAAGGGCAUCCAGAAGAUACAAGCCAAACUUGAGGAGAUCACCCAGAAAGAGCCUCUGUUGAGGUCGAAGCUUUCGGGUGCAAGAGCAAAGGCUGACGAGGCUCGUGCAAGCCUUUCCUCUGCUCAGACUCAGGGCAAUGUUCUGACAGGCCUUAUGCGCUUGAAGGAGUCUGGACGUAUUGAUGGCUUCCACGGCCGCCUGGGUAAUCUGGGUACCAUCGAUCAAAAGUAUGAUGUUGCCAUAUCUACUGCGUGUCCACAACUAGACAACAUGGUUGUUGACACCGUAGAGUCUGGCCAGCAGUGCAUCGAGUACCUGCGAAAGAACAACCUGGGCCGCGCCAACUUCAUACUGUUGGAUCGUCUUGCCAAGCGCGACAUGUCGCCCGUGCAGACUCCAGAGAAUGUGCCACGUCUUUUCGACCUCGUCAAACCCAAACACGAAAAGCUUAGGCCUGCCUUCUUCCAGGUCAUGACAAACACCCUGGUCGCCGAAGACCUCGACCAGGCUGAGCGUAUCGCGUAUGGCGCAAAGCGAUGGCGAGUCGUGACCCUAGACGGCAAACUCAUCGACACAGCGGGUACUAUGAGUGGUGGUGGAAGCAGAGUAGUAAAGGGCAAGAUGUCGUCCAAGCUUGCGUCAGAUGUUACGAGAGACCAGGUCACCAAGCUGGAACAUGACCGAGAUACGCUCGAACAGACCUUCACCGAGUUCCAGCAAGAGCAGCGGGAGCUAGAGACGACGUUGAGGGACCUCAACCAGCAAAUUCCUGAGCUAGACACCAAAGCGCAAAAACUCGCACUUGAGUUGGAGAGCUUCGACCGCAAUAUUGCCGACUGUCAGCGUCGCAUCAAGGAGCUUGGUAGUGAACAAGCAUCCACAAAGACGGACAAGGGCCGCAUCUCGUCCUUGGAGAAGAGUAUUGCUUCGAUGGAGAAGGAGGUCUCCAAACUCCGUUCGGAGACGGAAGACAUUGAGGCAGAGAUCAAGGCCCUGCAGGACAAGAUUAUGGAAAUUGGAGGUGUCAAGCUACGUGGUCAAAAGGCCAAGGUUGACGGUCUCAAAGGCCAAAUCGACACUCUUACUGAGCAGGCUUCCAACGCCGAGGUUUCCAAGUCCAAAGAGGAAAAACAGCGUGCCAAGCACGAAAAGGCAUACAACGACGCUGUUAAAGAACUAGAGAAGCUGGCAGCCGACGCAGAAAAGGUGGAAGAGGACAUGGCCUCUCAGCAACGAGACGUGUCUGGAAUCCGGCAACAAGCUGAAGAAGCACAGGAGGAGCUUGAGACGAGGAAAGAAGAGCUCCAAGUGCUCAAGAAAGAACUUGACGAGAAGAUGACGGAACUCAACGAGACGCGUGCUGUCGAGAUUGAGAUGCGCAACAAGCUCGAAGAAGGACAAAAGUCACUGCACGAGUUCCAGAAAAAGCAGGCCUACUUCCAAGACAAGCUGAGCAAGCUCUCGUAUCAGAAUAUAACGGACCUUGGCGAAGAGCAAGAAGGCGGCAGUGGCGGUGAGGGGCUUCCGUCGUACAGCAAAGACGAGCUUCAGGACAUGGACAAGGCCUCUCUCAAAGAGCAAAUCGCGCAUCUAGAGAAGAAGAAUGAGUCCACACAAGUCGAUCUAUCUGUUCUCGCCGAAUACCGCAAGCGCGUAGAAGAGCACGCUGCGCGAUCGGCAGAUCUGGCUACGGCUGUCAGUGCGCGCGACGCGGCAAAGCACAAAUGCGAAGAGCUUCGACGCCUGCGCAAAGAGGGUUUCAAGGAAGGGUUCGAUAUCAUCACGGCACGUCUCAAGGAGAUGUACCAGAUGAUUACCAUGGGUGGUAAUGCCGAACUCGAGUACGAAGACACGCUCGAUGCCUUUUCGGAAGGUAUCCGUUUCUCCGUCAUGCCUCCUAAGAAGUCGUGGAAAAAUAUCAGCAACUUGUCUGGUGGAGAGAAGACGCUAUCGUCUCUUGCCUUGGUGUUCGCACUGCACCAUUACAAGCCCACGCCGUUAUACGUCAUGGACGAAAUUGACGCCGCGCUGGAUUUCCGCAACGUGAGCAUUGUCGCCAGCUACAUCAAAGAGAGGACUAAGAAUGCGCAAUUCAUUGUCAUUUCGCUCCGGAACAACAUGUUUGAGCUUGCGAGUCGGCUGGUUGGUGUUUACAAGGUUAAUCACAUGACGAAGAGUGUUACGAUAGAGAAUAAGGAUUACAUCAACGCCCAGGCAUGAUCGGAAUGACUAGUUACGUUCUGGCUUUCGAUGUGGGCGUUUGGGUGUUUGGCAUACGGGAUCAUGAGACACGCAUUGAUAUGGGGCGAGCUAGGGCUAUGAUACCACAUUGAGAUGCAUGCGGGCUGGUACUUGAUGAU